Molecule: messenger RNA, 652 nt
Organism: Juglans microcarpa x Juglans regia
Lineage: Eukaryota; Viridiplantae; Streptophyta; Magnoliopsida; Fagales; Juglandaceae
Exons: 3
Coding region: 121-354 (77 amino acids)
Source: RefSeq, a predicted model, not a curated record
CAACUACGAAAUUUCUUGGUAGCUCCUGAGAUAGGGUCUUUUUCUUUUCUGUUCUUUUGUAUCUUAGCUUCACCCCUGUGUAUAUCCCUAGAUCGGAAAGAAGAAGAAGCACAAGUAGCAAUGGGAGGAGGCAAUGGGCAGAAAUCCAAGAUGGCCCGUGAAAGGAACAUGGAGAAGCAAAAAGCUGCUAAAGGAAGUCAGAUUGAAUCGAACAAGAAGGCCAUGACGAUACAGUGCAAGGUCUGCAUGCAGACGUUCAUCUGCACCACGUCCGAGGUGAAGUGCAGGGAGCAUGCUGAAGCAAAACACCCCAAAUCUGAUGUGCACACUUGUUUUCCUCAUCUUAAGAAAUGAUAUAAUAUUGAGAAGUACUUGUAGACAUGGGUGCAAAGCCUAAUCUAAGAUGUCUUAUUGUUAUAAGUUCAAAGCUUGUGCAAAAGAAUCAUUCCAGACUUGAGGGAGGAAUAAUCAAGACCAAAAACCGAAAUCAAAGACCACAAAUCGGAAGGAUUGCUUUUCACAAGCUUUAAACUAAAUCCCAAUAACGCGAAGCUUUGCACCCAUAUCAAUUCAUAAGCUUAAUCUGUUUGUGAAACUAAACUGUUUGUGGAGUAUCUUGUAUCUUGUAUUAUUAUCGAUGCCUUUGCCUUAA